CCUCAGGCAGCCAGGUCCUUAGGCCAUCACAGCCCCAGGCAGACAACAUACCUCAGGCUCUCUCCAACCACGUCGACCUCGGCAUCGACGUUUUAUAUCAACUUCAACUUCACUUCAUCAAUCCUCCUAUCGUCCUCGAUCUAUAUCUAUCUAUGUAAGGUCAUAUACGCCCUGUUGGUCUGAUUUCCCUUGAUCCAUCUCCCCGUCGGACGACUAUAUAUUUUUACAGGACCGUCAUGACUACCACCAUUUAUCUCCUGCACCCGAAACAGAAGAUGAAACGUAUCAAACCCGAUCAAAGAGAUAUAUUACACCUCUCUCGAUAAUUUCUUCUUAGAUAUCUCAUCUUCAACCUCAGAGAGGCUCCACUGAUGAUAUCGUUCACAUUCCACCCAUAUCCCUGCCACGGGGAUCGGACAGACCAGGACCUCGUUCUUCCUCGACAUCAUUCAUCCCAGCGUCAAUCUUCGUACGAUCCCCAUGGAUUAUCUCCCUAACUGACCGACAGGGAUGAGAUCCCUCAGUCAUCUCGCCUUCCUGAUUAUCUUGACCCUCCUGCACCCCGCAACCGCGGAGCAUCCUCCGCCCUGGAAUGGCUCCACCACUCUCGUCCCCUAUGUCGUCGACCCGCUCCCGCUAGGCUCCGUCCGCCCCCAGGGCUGGCUCGCCGACCAGCUCGCCCUCAUGGCCGAUGGACUCCCCGGCCAUGAGCACGAUUUCUACCGAUAUGUCCGCGACAGCGUCUGGGUCGGUGGCGCCGACGAGUACAGCGACGCCCACGAAGCCCUGCCCUACUGGCUCAACGGUCUCGUACCCCUGGCCGCUUUGACCGACAGCCCCCGCCUCUGGAACCAGGCCCGCAACGUCUCCGAUGCCGUCCUUGAUCGCCAGCAGUCCGAUGGCUGGCUGGGUUCCGAGCCCGCCGACGGUCCCCGCGACCUCUGGGGCCGCUUCCCCCUGGUCCUGGCCCUGACCCAGCUCGCCGAGGCCGACCCCGACCGCGCGCCUCGCAUCCGAGACGCUUUGCACCGCUUCGUUGCCUGCACCCAUACAAUGCUGGCCGACAACUACCGCGGGUACAUCUCCUCGGGCGACGAUGACCCUCGCGGCUUCAUGGACUGGCUCACCACCCACGACCCCCGCAACGGCACUGAGACGCACCGUCUGUUCGACUGUAUGUACUGGCUGCAGCGCGGAUUUCACGAUUGGACCCAGUGGUACACCAACGGCGUCUACCUCGACACCCUUUCCGCCGAUCAAGUCAACCAGAACGGCCCCUUCGAGCACGGCGUCAACAUCGCCCAGGGGUGGAAGUACGCCGCCUUCGUGCGCCGCUUCUCCCAUAACGACGGCCUGGCCGAUAGCGCUCGCCGCGCCGUCCGCUGGACCCUGGAAUCCCACGGUACCCCGUCAGGAUCCAUUAUCGCCGACGAACGCCUCUCCGGCCGCAGCCCCACGCGCGGCACGGAGUUCUGCACCGUCGUCGAGGCCCUUUUUCCCCUCGCUUACCUGCACCGCGCCCUGCGCACCCCCGGCCUGGCCGACGCCACCGAGUGCGUGGCCUUCAACGCCCUCCCCGUCAUGGCCCUGCCCGACUGGUGGGCCCACCAGUACGUCGCCCAGACUAACCAACCCAUCUCCCACGUCCUCGACAACUCCCCUUUCUCCAACAUCGGCACCGAUGGCCAAAUCUAUGGCCUUGAACCGCACUACCCCUAUUGCACCGUCAACCAUCCACAGGGAUACCCCGAAUACGUGGCCGGGUCGUGGGGGCGCACUGGAGACGGCGUCGCCGUUGACAUAGUCUGCGACACAGCCUACCCCUUCUCGCCCGAGCUAACCUACACCGUGCAGGCCGACGGGCCGGCCGAUAUUCUCGUGCGCAUCUCGGAGUGGUCGGCACCGCGCGACACUCGGGUGACGGUGGAUGAGCGGUCGGCGGAAUCUGCCCAGCCGGAUCCCGCCACCGGCCUGCACACGAUCCCCGUGGACGCUGGCAAGACACGGGUCGAGGUGCGCCUGGCGCCGACAGUGCGCGUGGAGCAGCGUGCCAACGACACGGUGUCGCUCUUCCACGGCACACUGCUGUACGCUAACCCCGUGGGAUUCAACGACACGACGACGCUGGAUCCCUCGUACCCGGAGGGGACGGCGCCGGAGCAGGUGCGCAACCACGCCCUGCAGCCGACGGGGCAGUGGGCGUACGCCGUGGACCCGAGCACGGCGCGAUACGAGGGACUGGACAAGGAUGGAGGGAGCCUCCCAGACCUGUUGUGGACGACGGGUGCGCCCACGGCAAUUAUAGUGACGGUGUGUCGGAUUGACUGGCCCAUGCAGGACGGCUUCGCGUCUAACCCGCCGUUGGGGGAGAGUCGGCGCUGCGUAGAGGUGCGGCUGGUGCCGUAUGGGAGUGCCAAAUUGCACAUGGCGGAGUUGCCCGUGAUGGAGCAGUCGUCUUAG
Molecule: messenger RNA, 2460 nt
Organism: Aspergillus candidus
Lineage: Eukaryota; Fungi; Ascomycota; Eurotiomycetes; Eurotiales; Aspergillaceae
Exons: 3
Coding region: 511-2460 (649 amino acids)
Biological process (GO): carbohydrate metabolic process
Source: RefSeq, a predicted model, not a curated record